CUUUAGUACUGACAGUCCCAGCUGGAACAGCCGAUCUCGGCUCCGCGCUCACCAGCAUGGCGAACAUGGCGCUGGUCGGCCUCUGCGGGAGCUUCAAGCGCCACAUGGAGCGCCAGGAGGGCCGCCAGCUGGCGCAGCUGUUGGACCUGGUGCGGGACCGCCUUCCGCUGCGCGAGAUCGGGCGCUGCGACCACCUCCAGGACCUGGCGCGGAAGCACGGGGGCGAAAGCCACGAGGUGCUUUCGCUGUACCUGGCGAGUCUCCAGGCCCAUGUCCGCAGUGAAACUAUGCGGCAUCUCGAGCUGGUGUGCACUUGCCUGAAGACCUGGGUUCAGCGCUAUGUCGAAGCAGAGGGAAGUGGCCUCUGGAUGACGCCGUGGAUGCUGCAGCUCACCGCGCUGGCAAGGCGCACGGCCACGCAGAUGGACCAGGCCAAGCGGUCGGAGAGGGCCGAGCGGCCGGACCAAGAGAACGACGCGUAUCUCAAGAAGCUGGUAGCGCUGUACCGGGACUUCCUGAAGGUCCUGAACAAGGAACGAACCAAGAGAGCGGGCCACGUGUGGAUUUGCUCCGAGCUGCUGAGGGCGUACUUCAAGCUGGGGCAAGUCUCGCAGUGCUCCUUCUUGCUUUCCACGGUGACGCAGUCGAUGCAGAAGGAUGGGUUCAGCCCGACCGACCUGCCAAAGGCCAUCUGCGUGACCUUCUACUUUUUCUGGGGCAAGUACCUGGUCUUCGACCACAACCUGCAGGGCGCAGACGAGAAGCUGACCUGGGCCUUCAACAACUGCCCGGAGAAGGCGCUGGCCAACCGUCGCCGCAUCCUGCUGUACUUGGUGCCCUGCAAGCUCCGGCUGGGCGUGCUUCCAACGCAGGAGCUGCUGCACAAGUACGACUUGGACAUCUUUGUGGAUGUGGUGAGGGCCAUUAAGGAGGGCAAUGUGCAGCUCUUCAAUCAGAAGAUGCAAGAGCUGGCAGCGGACCUCAUCAAGAUGGGCACUUACUUGCUCAUGAUGAGGCUCAAGUUUAUGGUCUUGCGCAACCUCACCAAGGGCAUUUUCUUGGACGUGCGGGGCAGGUUGGCGGCGCCUUCGGUGCAGUUGGACUUCACCCCGUUCGAGCACGUCUUUGGGUGGCAGGAUGGCUGCGAUGCGGAUGAAACCGCCGCCUCCCUGGCCACGUUGAUUUACAGUGGCGCCAUGAAGGGGUACUUGAGCCACGACCGGCGAAAGGUCGUCUUCGCAAAGGACACGCCGUUCCCUCCGCCUUCGAAGUGGCGAGUCUGAGCCAAUGCAACGCAUCACAGGCCGAAGAGAGAGACGGGUCCAAGUUGGGACGGGCCAUGGGUCAGUUGGU
Molecule: messenger RNA, 1353 nt
Organism: Effrenium voratum
Lineage: Eukaryota; Dinophyceae; Suessiales; Symbiodiniaceae
Source: the annotation of a GenBank genome assembly